Messenger RNA from Lytechinus variegatus (green sea urchin), 1913 nucleotides. RefSeq names its product MAM and LDL-receptor class A domain-containing protein 1-like. The transcript is spliced from 13 exons. NCBI's taxonomy places the organism in Eukaryota, Metazoa, Echinodermata, Echinoidea, Temnopleuroida, Toxopneustidae. Gene Ontology annotation, cellular component: membrane. The coding region runs from base 45 to 1913 and encodes 622 amino acids. Gene Ontology annotation, biological process: nervous system development. The record is from RefSeq and is a predicted model, not a curated record.
AUACCGGACCUCGCUUUGAUCAUACUUCCGGCACAGGUUACUACAUGUAUAUCGAAGCAGAUGGCCCAGCUGACGGUCAGAAAGCAAUCCUUAAAUCCCACCCACAGCGAGCUACCAAUGGAAACGGUGUUUGCCUGACAUGGUAUUAUCACAUGUAUGGACCUGAUGUAGACAGAUUCAAUGUCUACAUUCAACAGGGUAGUCUGGCCACGCCCAUUUUCAAACGGCAAGGCACACAGGGUAACCAGUGGAAGUACGCGCAAUGGACUGUGACGUCAAACAUCGCAUGGGGGGUCACAUUUGAAGCAUAUCGAGGACUUGGUGCUGCCGGAGACAUAGCUAUCGAUGACGUCAUUGUUGAAGAUCGCGCAUGCUCUGCACACCGAACGUGUGAUUUUGAGAUUAACUAUUGCUCUUGGACACAAGAUUAUGAUGAUAAUUUUGAUUGGAACAUCGGUAACAACGGAUCCCCUGCGGAAGGCACAGGACCUAAUAUAGACCAUACGAUGGGAACUAAUCUAGGUAUGUUUGCCUACGUGUCUACGGCCAAGCCUCCCCGCUCCGCCGGUGAAGUAGCCCGUUUAUUCAGUCCGGUGUAUCCAGCAGCAGUCAGUGAAUGUUUUACAUUCUGGUAUCACAUCUAUGGGGAUGAAAUAGGAACUUUAGAGAUCCUCAUCUAUGACACCAUCUCGGAGAUAUCGACUACCAUAUGGCAGGCGAAAGCUCAUGAGAAUAUAUGGCAUUAUUCUCGUGCAUCGAUCAUACCAUCGCAUCCAUACCAGAUUGUGGUGAGUGCCACCCUCGGGACUGGUAACUACGGUGACAUUGCUAUAGAUGAUCUCUCACUCCUCGAUGAUUCCUGCACCAGACCAGGUUUCUGCGAUUUCGAGCAAGAUAAAUGUGGAUGGACGGAUGAAAGAGAAACAGAUACUAAGGAUUGGUUACGCAAUAACGGCGUAACUCCAUCACCAUAUACUGGACCUUCAUUUGAUCACACAACGGGAACUGAACAAGGGAUGUACGUGUAUUUUGAAGCAGAUAACGGAGUAUCGAAUAGUUGGGCGGACCUGAUCGGUGAAAUCCUCAGCGCGUCUUCAGGAUCAUGUCUCACAUUCUGGUACCAUAUGUUUGGCAAUGCUGUUGGUAGUUUAGAAGUGUAUACCAUGGAUGAAGAUGACCAACAAUUUGGCCCUAUCUGGAGCACAUCAGGUUCACAAGGGGAUGUAUGGAUCAUGGGUAGUGCUGACGUCACGUUUGGUCGAGAAUUCAGGAUUGUUUUUAGGGCUACUGGUACAGACGGGACGGAGGGUGAUAUUGCAUUGGACGACAUUGAUAUACAAAUAGGAGAAUGUAGCGAUGGAGGAGGACCAACGGCUAUACCAGUAGUUCCAAUGGCCUGUACAUUCGAAAGCAACCUGUGCUCAUACACCCAACUUGAUAGUGACCAAUUCGACUGGACAAGAACCUUCUGGCUAACCGACACUGAAAGCACCGGUCCAUCUUUUGACCACACCCGUGGGGACAGUAACGGAUAUUACGUCUACAUAGAUUCAACAAGCCGUACCCCUGGCGACAGGGCGCAGCUUGCAGCUCCGACACAGAACCCGACCGGCACGGGAUCACCUAAGUGCUUGGUGUUCUGGUAUCAUAUGUACGGGGCGGAAGUUGAUAGAUUGAACGUGUAUCUGAGGCUGUUCAAGUCAGGAGUGGUCGAGGAUGAUGUCAUCUUUACCAAGUAUGGUUCACAAGGGAAUCAAUGGAUCAAAGCAGAGAAAGAGAUCACCACGAAUUAUAACUGGAUGAUUAUCUAUGAAGGUAUUAAUGGAGGUCAAUAUGGUGAUAUCGCCCUGGAUGAUCUAAAUCUAUACGAUGGUGUAUGUCCUCCACAAGAGGAAAUCGUGACGGCAGAGUAA